Ostrinia furnacalis (Asian corn borer) is the source of this 582-nucleotide messenger RNA. Its product is annotated as fumarylacetoacetate hydrolase domain-containing protein 2-like. Lineage: Eukaryota; Metazoa; Arthropoda; Insecta; Lepidoptera; Crambidae. Gene Ontology annotation, molecular function: catalytic activity. Bases 46 to 567 code for a protein of 173 amino acids. The record is from RefSeq and is a predicted model, not a curated record. The transcript has 2 exons.
AUGUCUUAUGCAACAUAGGAAUAGUGACGCGGUAUAACCUUGAUCAUGACUGGAAGCGUUUGGGCGUUUAGUCGCGCGUUAUCGUCAAUAAAAACUCGUUUGAUAAGUAAAGAACUCGCCAAUAUCGGUGUGCCGUUCAGCGCAGUCAGGUGCUUUUCAGUUACACAGGCUAGAAAUAUGAAGCUCGUACAGUUUACUUACAACACCAAACCGGACGAGGUUAGAGCGGGUUAUAUGGAGGGAGACGACGUAGUAGACCUGAAUAAGGCUGACGGAUCCCUUCCUCUGAAGUUGGUGGACAUUCUGAAGUUGGAUUGUGCUAUAGAAAGGAUUGCUCAAAUAAAGGCUAAAAAGCCUCAAGGGGUGCCCCUAAGUGGAGUCAGGUUGGAGGCUCCCAUCACAAACCAGGAUAAAGUGAUUGGCGUCGGCCUGAACUAUCUGGACCACUGCAAAGAACAGAACUUAACACCUCCAGAGGUGCCGAUGAUCUUCAGCAAGUUCUCCAGCACGAUUAUUGGGCCUAAUGACGCUGUGAAGUUGAGGACUGAAAUCACACAGGUGAAAUGACUUUUUUUACUCUUU